Xylaria bambusicola is the source of this 1468-nucleotide messenger RNA. Its product is annotated as glycoside hydrolase family 16 protein. NCBI's taxonomy places the organism in Eukaryota, Fungi, Ascomycota, Sordariomycetes, Xylariales, Xylariaceae. The coding region runs from base 466 to 1311 and encodes 281 amino acids. The transcript is spliced from 2 exons. The record is from RefSeq and is a predicted model, not a curated record. Gene Ontology annotation, molecular function: hydrolase activity, hydrolyzing O-glycosyl compounds. Gene Ontology annotation, biological process: carbohydrate metabolic process.
UCCAGGGUUCUUUCGUGCCGUUGCCGAAAUUCCCAUAAAGUCGGGUAGGGUACGAUAGGUAGGCACUUUAAUAUAUAUCCUUCAGGGUCAACCUCCUUCCGAGCUUCUUCUUCCCACCCCUUCCGCUCUCUUCUCUUUCAAGAUAUUUAUCUUGAGUUUCGUUCACUCUUCCGUCUUGCUAGUCGAGUUAUAUAUCCCACGUUCCUUUCUUCCUGCUUGAUCGGUAGUUGCUAUACGCAUACCCAAGUUGACAUUGUUCUUUCGAACCUUCGACUAUCCUUCUUCCUAUAUACUAGCUCCCUGCAAGACAGGUACUCACUAUAGCAUCACGAACGCCCGGCUCUGCGUUCACGUUUUCCUCAAUAUAUUCUUCCAUCACUAGGUCUUCCCGGCAACAUCACCUUAAAUCCCUUCACGGUUAAACAUAUCGAUACCCUUCGUAUAAGUCCAAGAGACUCGCUCAAAAUGCGCUUCCAAGCUACACUUCUACCUCUUCUCCCCAGCCUCGUGGCUGCUAUCAGGCCUCCCAAUGUCAACGGCAUGAACCUGGCUUUCUUUGAGGCCUGGGAGGGCCCCGCGGGCUCUGCUCCCAACACCAAUGUCUGGAACAUAAUGGACUCGAUCAAUACCAACAACGAAGUCCAGACAUACUCGCUCUCGAACAACAACCUCCAGAUCAGCGGUGGCGGCACUGUCCAGUUCGUGCCCCGAAAGUCGAGCACCGGUCAAUGGACCUCAGCUCGUAUCGAGUCGAAGGCGUCAUGGACACCGACCCCGGGCAAAGUCAUGAUGGUCUCUGCCAACAUCCUCGUGGGCAGCAACGCCGCCUCCAACAAACAGGGCAUGUGGCCCGCGUUCUGGCUCCUCGGUGACGCCGUUCGUCAUGGCACCGAGUGGCCUGCGUGCGGCGAGAUCGAUAUCUUCGAGCAGGUGAACGGCGUAGCUACAGGUCACGGCACGCUACACUGUGGCUCCGAGCAAGGCGGUCCCUGCCAAGAGACGACGGGCCGUAGCGGCACCGUGCCUAUGCCCCUUGACGGCUUCCACACCUGGUCCGUCAAGAUCGACCUGACGAACGGCGAUUGGCGCGCCCAGACCAUUUCCUUCCAGGUCGACGGCAACACCUUCUACACCGUCAGCGGCGCCGACCUGAACGAUGCUCCUGUCUGGUCGACGCUGGCCCACAGCCCGAUGUACAUGAUUUUCAACGUCGCCGUUGGCGGCAACUGGCCCGGUGCACCCAAUGCCGCUACUCUCGACGGCUACGGCGCAAUGAUGGAGGUGCAAUGGGCAGCUGUAUACACCUCGUAGUGAACACCCAAUAGGCACUACGGAAAUAGAUCUGGACAUGGGAGCCGUAUGAUAAAAUAAAACAUACGGAUAGGAUGGCGUUCUUCAAUUCAUGAUAGAUAUGGUAGAUAUCGGGGUCUUCUUUCGGAAGACUUUUUUCUUACUCUUUUUUUGCUUU